AUGAAUGGUACCCCAGGCUUCAUCAUAACACGCAUCAGCAGAGAAAGAAAAUCAGUAACUCUCAGAUCCACCACUGAAGAAACAACAGAAGCGGACUCCUCGACAACGGAGACAUCAUCAAGCUUCACAAACACGGAAACCAGCACCACCGGUUCAGGGUCUAGUGUGACCACAACCACGGAGUCUACCACCGAGUCCACCACGGAAAGCGCCACAUCUACAACCAUAACAGAUGCACAGACGUCAUCGACUACUGAGUCGACCGCACAAACGACUGAAUCUAGCACAUUAACUCCUACAACAAAUGAUUGGGUUGAGACAACCACCACGUCAGAGUCCUCGUCUGCUUAUCAAACAACCUCUAUACCAACAGAAACACAUACCUCAACAUAUUCAACAUCAACCACAACACCUACACCUUAUUCAACAGAAAACAGCCCCUCAACAUUAAGCACAACACCUACACCUAAUUCAACAGAAAACAACCCCUCAACAUUAACCACAACACCUACACCUAAUUCAACAGAAAACAACCCCUCAACAUCAAAUUAUAUUUCAUCCACGUCCACAGAAAUGACGUCACAAACAUCGUCAUCAGAAUAUACAGCAUCGUCUACUGCAUUACCAUUGGCCGACUACUCAUCUACAAAUGCAUAUUCCACGUCCGAUAACUCACAUACUUAUACAACAACUCAAUCAGAUCAUACAUCUCAGCCGGAUUAUACAACAACUCAGUCAGAUUUCACAACUCAUUCAGGUUAUACAACAGCUCAAUCGGAUUACACAACAACUCAUUCAGGUUAUGCAACAGCUCAAUCGGAUUACACAACGACAACUGCUAAAGAUAUAACAUCGUUUAGUACACCAACCGAAUCCACUACAACAGAUACACUUCACAUGACGUCAGAUAAUUCAACACCGGUACCCACAACUGAAUCUACUACAAUUCACAUGACGUCAGAUAAUUCAACACCGGUACCCACAACUGAAUCUACUACAAUUCACAUGACGUCAGAUAAUUCAACACCGGUACCCACAACUGAAUCUACUACAAUUCACAUGACGUCAGAUAAUUCAACACCGGUACCCACAACUGAAUCUACUACAAUUCACAUGACGUCAGAUAAUUCAACACCGGCACCCACAACUGUAGUAUAUACAUCGGUGUCAACACACUAUUCAACAACUUCGACAGGAUAUGAAUCAUCUUCAACAGAGUUUAACAGUGUGACAGAGCAUUUGUCAACAUCGCCAUCCUUCGAGAUUUCAUCAGAACACACAUCAAAUGUGAACGAAAUCACCACAACCUCGCCAUAUCCCAUUUCAACGAAUGCUGCUUCCUCAAUUACAACAUAUUCUACCGCGACAAAUUCAGAAACUACGUUGUCAGCAAGUUAUCCACAAUCAACACUGACCGAAUCACCAUCGACCUCACCACAACCCACAACUAUGGCUUCUGAGGGAACGCCGGACACCAGUACAUUAUCUCCAGGUACUGUGAUGAUUUCUACAGGAGAAAUAUUACAGAGCACUUCAUCAGCUAGUAGCGUAACAGAAAUUUCAUCCGUAGAAGGAAGUUCGUCAGAUGGCCCCGCUUUGUCUACUACCACUUUGUCUGUUAGUGCAUCCACGGAUAAUUAUGAAUCACAGAAUUCGUCUAUAAGUCAAACAAGCAUGGGGAGUGUAGUGUUAAGCACAGCAACAACGACAAGCGGCAUGAUAUCCACUGACACAACUACACAGGGACCCAACGUGAGUGGACAGACAUCAACACCAUCAGAAAGCUCAUCAACAACACUGAAUGUUCUGUUAACGACUUCAAAUAGCGUAUCAACAUCACAAUCUACCAAUAGUGAACAGACAACUGAUAACUUGAUGACUUCUUCAACAAUACCAGCAUCAUCAGCGCAUGUCACAGUAGAACCAACAACGGGAUACGGACAAACACCGGAUCAUUCCGCUCACACAACAUCAGUAAUAACUGAAACAACUUAUGUUGCGUCAACAAGCCAUUCUACAGAACUACAUAAAGAAUCAACCACACAACAAUAUACAGAAUCAAUCACACAACCACGUACAGGAUCAACAACACAAUCACAUACAGAAUCAACACAACUACAUACAGAAUCAACCACACAAUCACAUACAGGAUCAACAACACAACCACAUACAGGAUCAACCACACAACCAUAUACAGAAUCAACCACACAACAAUAUACAGAAUCAAUCACACAACCACGUACAGGAUCAACAACACAAUCACAUACAGAAUCAACACAACUACAUACAGAAUCAACCACACAACCAUAUACAGAAUCAACCACACAAUCACAUACAGGAUCAACAACACAACCACAUACAGGAUCAACCACACAACCAUAUACAGAAUCAACCACACAACCACAUACAGAAUCAACACAAUCACAGACAGAAUCAACACAAUCACAGACAGAAUCUACCACACAACCACAUACCAGAUCAACAACACAACCAUAUACAGAAUCAACACAACCACAUACAGAAUCAACAACACAAUCACAGACAGAAUCUACCACACAACCACAUACAGUAUCAACAACACAACCACAUACAGGAUCAACCACACAACCAUAUACAGAAUCAACCACACAGCCACAUACAGAAUCAACACAACCACAUACAGUUUCAACAACACAACUUUAUACAGAAUCAACAACACAACCUAAUACCGGAUCUACCACACAAUCACAUACAGAAUCAACACAACCACAUACAGAAUCAACACAAUCACAGACAGAAUCUACCACACAACCACAUACAGGAUCAACCACACAACCACAUACAGAAUCAACACAACUACAUACAGAAUCAACACAAUCACAGACAGAAUCUACCACACAACCACAUACAGGAUCAACCACACAACCACAUACAGAAUCAACAACACAACCACGUACAGAAUCAACACAACCACAUAUCGGAUCUACCACACAACCACAUACAGUAUCAACAGCACAAUCACAUACCGGAUCAACCACACAACCACAGAUAGGAUCAACAACACAAUCCAAAAUAGAAUCAUCAACAGGACCGCAUACAGAACCAACAACACAACUACAUACAGAAUCAACCACACAACCACACAUCGGAUCUACCACACAACCACAUACAGAAUCAACAACACAACCACAUACAGUAUCAACACAACCACACAGAGUAUCAACAACACAACCAUAUAUAGUAUCAACAACACAACCGCAUACCGGAUCUACCACACAACCACAAACAGAAUCUACCACACAACCACAUACAGUAUCAACAGCACAAUCACAUACAGGAUCAACAACACAACCACAUACAGAAUCAACCACACAGUCACACACAGAAUCAACAACACAGCCACAUACAGAAUCAACCACUCAAUCACACACAGAAUCAACCACACAGCUGCAUACAGAAUCAACAACACAACCACAUACCGGAUCUACCACACAACCACAAACAGAAUCUACCACACAACCACAUACAGUAUCAACAGCACAAUCACAUACAGGAUCAACAACACAACCACAUACAGAAUCAACCACACAAUCACAAACAGAAUUAACAACACAACGACAUACAGAAUCAACCACAGAAUCAGUUACAGAAUCAACAACACAACCACAUACAGGAUCAACAACACAACCACAUACAGAAUCAACCACACAACCACAUGCAGAAUCAACCACACAGCUACAUAAAGAAUCAACCACUCAAUCACACACAGAAUCAACCACACACCCAUACAUAGGAUCAACAACACAAUCACAAACAGAAUCAACCACACAACCACAUACAGAAUCAACACAACCACAUACAGAAUCAACAACACAAUCACAUACAGAAUCAACACAACCCCAUACAGAAUCAACCACACAAUCACAUACAGAAUCAACACAACCCCAUACAGAAUCAACAACACAAUCACAUACAGGAUCAACAACACAACCAUAUACAGAAACAACACAACCACAUACAGAAUCAACCACAGAACCACAUACAGGAUCAACUACACAACCAUAUACAGAAUCAACAACACAAUCACACACAGAAUCAACCACACAAUCACAUACAGGAUCAACCACACAAUCACAUAAAGAAUCAACAACACAACCAAAUACAGAAUCAACCACACAAUCACAUACAGGAUCAACUACACAAUCACAUCCAGAAUCAACCACACAGCCACAUACAAUAUCAACCACACAAUCACAUACAGGAUCAACCACACAAUCACAUACAGGAUCAACAACACAGUCACAUACAGAAUCAACAACACAGCCACAUACAAUAUCAACCACACAACCACAUACAGAAUCAACAACACAGUCACAUACAGAAUCACCCUCCAAUACAACACAAUCUGUAGAUACACCAUCUAGCCCAAGCGACGUCAGCUACUCAGGGUCGGUCUGA
Messenger RNA from Ostrea edulis (European flat oyster), 4437 nucleotides. Its product is annotated as mucin-2-like. The record is from RefSeq and is a predicted model, not a curated record. The transcript has 4 exons. NCBI's taxonomy places the organism in Eukaryota, Metazoa, Mollusca, Bivalvia, Ostreida, Ostreidae. The coding region runs from base 1 to 4437 and encodes 1478 amino acids.